This is a messenger RNA of Ictalurus punctatus (channel catfish), 4892 nucleotides long. It is a transcript of the gene grip2a, whose product is annotated as glutamate receptor interacting protein 2a. NCBI's taxonomy places the organism in Eukaryota, Metazoa, Chordata, Actinopteri, Siluriformes, Ictaluridae. The coding region runs from base 613 to 3891 and encodes 1092 amino acids. The transcript has 25 exons. The record is from RefSeq and is a predicted model, not a curated record. Gene Ontology annotation, biological process: neurotransmitter receptor transport, endosome to postsynaptic membrane. Gene Ontology annotation, molecular function: protein binding.
CAGUGAUUUUAUUCCAGCCUCAUGUUACAGCUCCGUAACAGCUGGAGCUUCCCACUCGUGCUUGUCUCCACACAUGGAUCAGCCAGUGUGAAGUAAGACAAGAGUUUGGAGACUAGAGUUUGAAGACUGAGGCACAGAUAGUGGAACAGAUCAGUUACUGACUGGAUGUUGUGGUUUUGCAGUCUGGACAUUCAUUACCUGUUUGGAUUCUACAGUUUGGACGUUGCAUUGUGGGUGAAAAAUCUGCUUGGAUAUUAAAUUUUGGUAAUAAUAUUGUGGAUUGGGGAAGCAAUAGUCAGUGGAUUCUGGGGUUUGGACGUUGUGGCAUGGAUAGCCUUUUUUUGGACAAUAGAGUUUGGAUACUGAAGUAUGGAUAAGUCGAAUGGUACCAUGGAUGAUAUGUGAUCGAAGACACACAAGCCAAAUGUAUUCUAAAGCGGACACAUUGAGGAGCUUUGGCGUGCUUUUGGAGAGGGUGUGCUGUAGCAUGCUCAAUGUGAUUUUGGAAGUAAUGCUGUAAACUGCAGUGCGGGUUAGCAAAAGUGUAUGCAGACCAUAUAGACGUGUCUAAUACUCCGGUGUGGAAUAGCAUGGAGACGUGACACCGCAGCCAUGCUGUGUGGUUUACGGAGAGAAGGCCGCAGUGAUGACGGCCCUUAUUCAAAAGGGAAUAAAGACUGCUCAGCCAACGACAACAGCGUGGUCUCAAAGAGGCGUAGCAUUCCAGAUGAGAUUCGAGGGCUAACCACCGUGGAGCUGAUAAAGAGAGAAGGAUCCAGUCUCGGCCUUACCAUCUCUGGAGGUUCGGACAAAGAUGGCAAGCCUCGAGUAUCAAACCUUAGGUCAGGAGGUCUGGCAGCCAGUCUGUGUGUUCAUCUCAGGAGUGACCAGCUGAACAUGGGCGACUACAUAAAGUCAGUGAACGGCAUCAACCUGUCCAAACUGCGGCACGACGAGAUCAUCAGCAUGCUGAAGAACAUCGGAGAGAGGGUGGUGCUGGAAGUCGAGUAUGAGCUGCCUCCUCUCGCUCCCAGCAGUCCGAGCAGCGUCAUCUCCAAAACCAUCGAGGUGUGCUUGGAAAAAGAAGGCAACAGUUUUGGCUUCGUUCUCCGAGGUGGGUUUCACGAGGACUGGCAUAAGGCUCGUCCUCUAGUUGUGACCUACGUCAGACCUGGGGGCCCUGCGGACAGGGAGGGGACUCUGCGUGUAGGGGAUCGGGUGUUGAGUGUAAACGGCGUGGCUCUAAACCGACGGAAACAUGCCGACUCUCUGACUCUGCUCAUGCAGAGCAGCCAGGAAGCUUAUUUCCUCAUCGAGUACGACAUCACGGUCAUGGAGUCAGUGCAACAGUCUUCAGGUCCUCUGCAGGUGGAGAUCAUGAAGAGCACCGGCUCUGUGCUUGGAUUGAGCCUCACCACUGCCAUCUACAGGAAUAAACAUGUCAUUACAAUCCAGAAAAUCAAACCUGCCAGCGUAGCCGAGAGGUGUGGUGCUCUACAUGUAGGUGAUAUUCUCUUGGCUAUAGAUGGCAUGAGCACUGAGCACUGUUCUUUAAUGGAAGCUCAGCAGCUGCUGGCCAACUCUUCAGAGGUCACCAAACUCGAGAUCCUGCCUUCUCCACACAGCCUACAUGACACGGUGCGUGUCCAGAGGAGCAGCCAGCGUCAGUUCGAGUCUGGUGUGAACUACCUCAAUGUCCCUGCACCCACCCACAGCAAAGCCCCAUCAACCUUGAGCAACACCACCCCUACACACUCCCACUGCACAUCUGUGGCAUCAGGCAGCUCGUCUCAGACCUCAGGCUUUCACAGCGCUAAGGGCGGUUCUGGGUAUCCAAGCCCAUACCCCUGCAGCACUCUGCCCUCGUACCCCUCGAGCCCACGCAGCACCACCUCCAGGAGGAAACCCAGGAGACCUGAGCACAAGAGCUCAUUGUCUCUCUCCAGUACGGUGGGUGUUGGUGGUCAGGUGGUGCACAUUGAGAAUAAUGAGGUGGUGCUGAGAGGAGACCCACUCACGGGCUUCGGCCUGCAGCUCCAGGGAGGAGUGUUUGCCACGGAGCCACUGUCUGCACCUGCCUGCAUCCGAUUCAUAGAGCCCGACUCACCUGCUGAAAGGUGUGGAGUGCUGCAGGUUGGAGACAGAAUCCUCUCUAUAAAUGGAGUCCCUACUGAUGACGGAACGCUGGAGGAAGCCAAUCAGCUUCUUCGAGACGCAGCUCUGUCCAAUCAGGUCACGCUAGAAGUCGAGUUUGACGUUGCAGAAUCUGUAAUCCCGAGCAGUGGUACGUUUCACGUGAAGCUGCCAAAGAGGCGUGGGGUAGAGGUGGGCAUUACUAUCAGUGCCAGCAAGAAGCCAGGCCGGCCUCUGAUCAUCUCUGAGAUAAAGAGAGGAAGCAUCGCUCACAGAACAGGUACACUGGAGCCUGGUGAUCGAUUGCUUGGCAUAGACAACGUAAAACUCGAGCACUGCGGAAUUGACGAAGCGAUGGCGGUCCUCCAGCAGGCUGAGGACAUGGUCCGACUGCGCAUUCAGAAAGACGAGGACAACUUAGAUGAGCUGGAGUCGUCAGGCUCUGUGAUUUUCACUGUGGAGCUGAAGAGACACGGAGGUCCUCUGGGAAUCACCAUUUCUGGCACUGAGGAGCCCUUUAACCCGAUCCUCAUCUCCAGCCUGACCCGUAACGGUCUCGCACACAGGACUGGGGCUCUUCACAUUGGUGACCGUGUGUUGGCCAUUAAUCAUGUGAGUCUAAAGGGGAAGCCGCUGAGCGAAGCCAUCCAUCUGCUGCAGACUGCUGGAGACGCCGUGACACUAAAGAUUAAAAAACGAACCGAACCUGUGUUUGGGUCAGACUCUGGAAGUCCUCUGAGGGCGGGAUCUUGUCUGAGUGACACUGAAGACGACCGCUCUGAUUCGCUCAGGCGCUGUAAACAUUCUGGUCUUCGUCAUCCAGCUACACCUCCCAGCCUGGACUCGGCUAUGGACUCUUGGGACGGCUCCGCCCUCGACGGUGGCUAUGGGAGUCAAGGUGAGGGAGGAGCGUUAAUGGAAAGGAUGGUUUUAAGCGGACUUUGGGGGGCCUACAUCCAUCGGACAUCCGACCUGACAAUCCACCCUAAUGAGUGGAAGCGAACCAAUCAAAGGAGCCCACUGGCCUCCAGAAGACUCACCCACCGUGCUGCAGUGCAUGAUGGGAAAUCAGGAGAAGAAGACUGGAAAUACCAUGGAUCCGUUAGCCCCGUGCGUUGCCGUGGCAACACCGACACUCAGGAGACCUAUUGGUCGCAAGCCCUGCAGGACCUGGAGACGUGUGGCCAAUCGGAGAUUCUCAGAGAGCUGGAGGCCACCAUGAUGUCGGGCAGCACCCUGAGUUUGGGGGACGAAAGCGAGGUCUGUAACGACGGUGAAACCCCAUUUCCAGCAGCGGCACUGAAGCAGUGCUGGGAUUGCAGCACUAAAGCAGAGCUAAACGACUCGAACACCGCUGUGCCGCUAGAGCUGCACAAGAUCUGUGUGUUGAAGGAUGAAGACAGCAGGGAUUUUGGCUUCAGUGUCUCUGAUGGCUUGUUGGAGAAGGGUGUGUAUGUGAACAUGAUCCGUCCGGAUGGUCCUGCAGAUCAGGCAGGUUUACAGCCGUACGACCGCGUCCUUCAGGUGAAUCACGUGCGCACGCGGGACUUUGACUGCUGCUUAGCCGUGCCUCUGAUUGCCGAGGCGGGAGAUCAGCUCCAGCUUGUAAUCAGCAGGAACCCCCUCACACAGGCAUCUCAGUGGUCGCUCGAAGACAGUCAGGAUGUCUCGGACACACUCCCUACCGUCCCUGUCCACGGCUCGAGCGAGACAGAACUCGGACCUGAGAUGGUUCCACUGAGCGGCGGUUUACUGUAGAAGAAAGGAGUCAGUCUAUUUCUGUCUCUCUCGCGCACACACACACACACACACCCGCACACACCCCUUACACAAUUUAAACCACUUUCACACAUCGUUAACAAUUUUCACUAAGUUUUGGUUUCGACUGUUUAACGGCCACCACUUUAAAAAAAAAAAAAAAAAAAUUUAAGUUAAUCACCAAAUUCACUCGUACACUAUAUCAUUUGUGUUACAACUCAACACUUUACGUGCUUUGGUCAUGGGUCCGUUUUAAUUUUAGAUUAUAUUAUAUUCAGUUCCCUCACUGGUUUAGGUUCUCUCACACACACACACACACACACACACACGCACACACCUGCACACGUACACUCUCACAAACAUUAGUUUAUUGUGUCUUGGAGCAUUUUAUAUGGUUAUAAAGAAUAUACCGUACAAACAGAGAGAGAGAGAGAGGACACACUCGCCUUGAAAGUUUACGAAGACCAAUUCUUUAUUAGCGGAUCAUGUUUUUUUUUUUGUUUUGUUUUUUUAAAAAGACAGAUUUUCCUCUCUGAAUAAUUUUUUUUCAUGUGCAAAUGAUUUUAAUGUGUGUGAAACAAGUUUCCGUAUGUAAACUUGGCUUGACCUAAGAUAAAACCAGAAACUAGACUGAGACUAAAAUUAUUUUAAAAUUAGCCGUAAUACGUAUAUGGAGAACUGUGUGUGUGUGUGUGUACUGUAAAGAACGCUGUCCAGAGUGACACCGCUGUGCGUUUUUCUCAUGAGAAACCAAGGCGUUAAUCACAUCCGAUCAUUUUUAUACCUGACUAACUUGUGUGAUAAGUCUGUUAACGUGUGAGAUUAGUUUUAACUUGUACCUCCUUUUAAAAGUUGGGACAAAUUUACCCCAAUCAGUGUUUUUACCCACAUUCCUUUUACAGUCCCGUGCACCAUAUCACAAGUGUCUGAGUAAAUGUAAAAUGAAUGUUUUUAUUAUAGGAUGCAAAAAGUUUCCCUUAUUUUUUUUUUUUUUUUUUUUU